AUGAAAAGCGUUACAGAAGCCCAAGCAACACUUGAAAAUACUUUAAAUAAAGAUACAAAGACUCUUUCUCAUGUAGACAAACGUCUUCAGACUCUUACAGCCGAAAACGAAGAAACAAGCAACGCAAUUAUCGAAUUAAAGCCAAUUGUAACCGAUGUUUCAACAAAAAUUGAAAAUGCAAAGAAAACAAAGAACGAACUUACAGAAAAAAUCAAUGUAUUAAAGAAUACGAAGACAGAUGUUACUAAUUCCUUCAAUACAGUAAGAAACGAAGUGAAAGCAAGAAAAGACAGAUUAUCUCGACGAAAAGAGCAUCUCAAUGAGGUAUUAAGAUUCCAAUCCCAUAAGAAUACGAGUAUACAAGCCAUAAAAGAGCAAAUUACUGAUAUUGACAACGAAAUUGAAGAAUCAAAAACAGCAUUAAAGGAAUCCAAUGAUAAAAACAGUGAAUUGGUCACAGCAUUGGAAGAUGAGAUGAAAAAGGCCGACCAAAUUGCAGAAGAAAAAGCAAAAGUCCGAAAUCAAAUCAAAGAAUUGCGACCAAAGAUCGUCGAAGCAGCUUUAAAGGUUUCUUCCGAACAGAAUGAGAAGAUAGUGAUGAAUAGACAACUCAGCGGGGCUCAGGCUUCACUUGCAGAAGUAAAUCAAUUACAAUAUGAAGAAAAACAUGCAAUUCAAGAGAUAAAGAACGCAACACAGACACUUAAGAGUGAAACUGCUACAAUGAAGGGAUCAAUGCAAUCAGAUAAAGACAAAAUCAUCCAAAUUUUCCAAGAAAUUGAUAAAACUCGGACAUCGACCUUCAAAUUGCAGGCAUCCAUCAAUGCAAUGAAAGAUUCCGAGCUUGUGGCUGCUGAAGAGAACGAAAGAUUGAUGAAAGAACAUGCAAAUCUGAUGUCAAAAUCAAAUAGACAGACAGACUUAUCGGAACAGCUCAGAGAUGAAAGAAAUAAGAUUUUUAGUCAGAUAAAGAGAUACAUCAUAUAUCAUGCGUGUUUGCACACUAUAUAUAGUUAA
Molecule: messenger RNA, 1017 nt
Organism: Trichomonas vaginalis G3
Lineage: Eukaryota; Parabasalia; Trichomonadida; Trichomonadidae
Product: biological adhesion protein
Exons: 1
Coding region: 1-1017 (338 amino acids)
Source: RefSeq, a predicted model, not a curated record